Spinacia oleracea (spinach) is the source of this 666-nucleotide messenger RNA. RefSeq names its product 60S ribosomal protein L27-3. Gene Ontology annotation, biological process: translation. NCBI's taxonomy places the organism in Eukaryota, Viridiplantae, Streptophyta, Magnoliopsida, Caryophyllales, Amaranthaceae. Gene Ontology annotation, molecular function: structural constituent of ribosome. The transcript has a single exon. Bases 90 to 497 code for a protein of 135 amino acids. The record is from RefSeq and is a predicted model, not a curated record. Gene Ontology annotation, cellular component: ribosome.
ACCCUACUUCUCUUUACACAAUAAAACACCCUCCGCCUCCCCGUCACUAGAGGAGAGAGAAAAUACCCUCCAACCUCCAAAACCCUAAAAUGGUGAAGUUUCUGAAACCAGGGAAGGCGGUGAUCGUGCUGCAAGGGCGUUACGCAGGGCGGAAGGCGGUGAUUGUUCGCAACUUCGACGAAGGAAACCGUGAGCGACAAUACGGACACUGCCUGGUGGCCGGCAUCAACAAGUACCCCAAGAAGGUGAUCCGAAAGGACUCAGCCAAGAAGCAGGCCAAGAAAUCCCGCGUGAAAUGCUUCGUCAAGGUCGUCAAUUACAACCACAUCAUGCCUACUCGAUACACUCUUGACGUUGAUCUUAAGGAUGUCGUCACUACUGAUGUAUUGACAUCCAAGGACAAGAAGGUUACUGCUGCCAAGGAGACUAAGGCCAGGUUUGAGGAGAGGUUCAAGACUGGCAAGAACCGAUGGUUCUUCUCUAAACUCAGGUUUUAAGUGACUUUUUUUUAAAGAUUUACCAAGUAGAAGAAGAGAAGUUUUGUUACGUUUAUGGUUUAUUUUAUUUUGAACCAAGUUUAUGCUUUCCGGGUCGGAUCUAAUUUUGUUGAUGGUGAUUUUGCUGGAAUUCUAUAUAUUAUGCUAUGAACCCAAUUUCGAAUUUUUA